GAGCAGGACUCUCGAUAUACCCCCACGCCCGGGUUCUAUCGUAGCCCCUACGAUACGCGAUCUAUAUACAGCCCCUCCCCCUCCCUCAAGGCCGCGUUCCGACAAGCGUACGAUAUAAUACUUGACGAUAGUCUGGAUCUGGAGCAGGUCUAUAAAGACCAAGACCCGAAAUUCUUCAUUGACAAAGGAAUCAAAAGGGGCAUUACUCGUCGUUUUGUCGAGGAUAUUCCAAGGUAG
Molecule: messenger RNA, 237 nt
Organism: Penicillium daleae
Lineage: Eukaryota; Fungi; Ascomycota; Eurotiomycetes; Eurotiales; Aspergillaceae
Exons: 2
Source: RefSeq, a predicted model, not a curated record